Cyclopterus lumpus (lumpfish) is the source of this 687-nucleotide messenger RNA. RefSeq names its product homeobox C5a (gene hoxc5a). Gene Ontology annotation, cellular component: nucleus. The coding region runs from base 1 to 687 and encodes 228 amino acids. Gene Ontology annotation, molecular function: RNA polymerase II cis-regulatory region sequence-specific DNA binding; DNA-binding transcription factor activity, RNA polymerase II-specific. The transcript is spliced from 2 exons. The record is from RefSeq and is a predicted model, not a curated record. NCBI's taxonomy places the organism in Eukaryota, Metazoa, Chordata, Actinopteri, Perciformes, Cyclopteridae. Gene Ontology annotation, biological process: regulation of transcription by RNA polymerase II; anterior/posterior pattern specification.
AUGAGCUCUUAUGUUGACAGCUGCAAUCUCAGGCAAACAAGCGAGACAACUUCUCCUAACACUAUGUUUAGUUUCGACCUUUCUGGGCGCGCGUCCAGCCGCUAUGAGGGUGUUAAUGUGAACGGGAUAUUCACGUGUCCCGUCCCCACGACCUCUGUUGAACGGGAGGAGAUGAAAACUAGCCUGCGUGGCAAUACGGAUAUUCCUCUCCCGUCAGGACCACAGAUAACCAUGGUCUCCAGUAGCUCGUCUGUGAACGCCAGCGGUCUCAACUACGGCAGCAGCACGCUGCUGGGACGAGUGGCAGAAAGAGACCCGGAGAGGAGCGCAAAAUCCGUCGGCAACAAGAGCCAGGAGAGCGAGAGAAACGCGGAGCACACGCAAACGGUGAAACGACACACAAAUGUGAACCAGCGUCAGGACAGUGAGCAGCAGCCACAGAUUUAUCCAUGGAUGACAAAACUGCACAUGAGCCACGAAUCGGAGGGCAAGCGGUCCAGGACCAGUUACACCCGCUACCAGACUCUGGAGCUGGAGAAAGAGUUUCACUUCAACCGGUACCUGAGCCGCCGCAGGCGCGUAGAGAUCGCCCACACCCUGUGUCUAAACGAGAGGCAGAUCAAAAUCUGGUUCCAGAACAGACGAAUGAAGUGGAAGAAGGACUCAAAGAUCAAAGUGAAGGAAUAA